Messenger RNA from Elephantulus edwardii (Cape elephant shrew), 786 nucleotides. RefSeq names its product acidic leucine-rich nuclear phosphoprotein 32 family member E-like. Lineage: Eukaryota; Metazoa; Chordata; Mammalia; Macroscelidea; Macroscelididae. Gene Ontology annotation, biological process: regulation of apoptotic process. Gene Ontology annotation, molecular function: histone binding; phosphatase inhibitor activity. Bases 1 to 786 code for a protein of 261 amino acids. The record is from RefSeq and is a predicted model, not a curated record. The transcript is spliced from 2 exons. Gene Ontology annotation, cellular component: nucleus.
AUGAAGAAGAGGAUUAACCUGGAGUUAAGGAACAAAGCCCCGGAGGAGGUGACAGAGUUAGUCCUUGAUAAUUGCAGAUGUGUCAAUGGAGAAAUUGAGGGCCUAAAUGAUACUUUUAAAAAAUUAGAGUCUUUAAGUAUGGCUGAUGUGGAAUUAAGUUCACUGGCUCGACUUCUCAGCUUAAGUAAACUUCGAAAGUUAGAACUUAGUAACAAUAGCAUUUCUGGAGGCUUGGAAGUCCUGGCAGAGAAAUGUCCAAAUCUUACCUACCUCAAUCUGAGUGGAAAUAGAAUUAAAGAUCUCAGUACAGUAGAAGCUCUGCAAAAUCUUAAAAAUUUGAAAAGUCUUGACUUGUUUAAUUGUGAGAUCACAAACUUGGAAGAUUAUAGAGAAAGUAUUUUUGAACUGCUGCAGCAAAUUACAUACUUAGAUGGAUUUGAUCAGGAGGAUAACGAAGCACCUGAAACAUCUGAAGAGGAUGAUGACGAAGAUGGAGAUGAAGAUGAUGAGGAUGAAGAAGAAGAUGAAGCUGGGCCACCUGAAGGAUAUGAAGAAGAGGAAGAUGAGGAUGAAGAUGACGAUGAUGAGGAAGCAGGCUCAGAACUGGGAGAGGGAGAGGAGGAAGUAGGCCUCUCAUACUUAAUGAAAGAAGAGAUCCAGGAUGAAGAAGAUGAUGAUGACUAUGUUGAAGAAGGGGAAGAAGAAGAAGAAGAAGAAGAAGGUCGUCUUCGAGGGGAGAAGAGGAAACGAGAUUCUGAAGAUGAAGGAGAAGAAGAUGAUGACUAG